CGGCAGGCACACCACCUGCAGACAGCAAAGUCCAUUUCCUGGGGCCAACCCAGCAGGGCAUCAGGAAGAAGAUAGAAUGAGAAGGGGAAAAGAAGGAGACAGGGAGAGAAAAACAGAAGAGCGUGUAAAGCAGCCGUACGCAGAGUUAGGGGGGAGUAGUGGCUCUGAUGGAAUACUGCUUGCAGUUCUGGUCACCACUGUUUACUAAAGAUUAAUUCACUCUGGAACAGUUUUGAUUGCUUGAUUGAAGUCUCCACAGCGGCUGUGGUCAUCAGGACAAGGCAUUCACCUGCUUCCAGCUCUGCUUGGAGAAAGGAACUGUGUUGUGAUUCCACAUCUGGCAGGAACUUGACAUUGCAUCCACUUCACCACAACUGCUGGAAAGAACCUGUGAAAUGUAACCAGUGAUUGACCUCCAAACCACCGAUACCAGGAGAUCCAUUGAAGAGCUGGUGACAGAAUCUGCAGAGAGAGAGACACCCAUCCACUUCCGAGGGGUGGCAGGGAAUGACCUGACUCCUGCUCCCCUGAGGGUAAUGAUCUCCCUCCAUGCCCCUUGUUGUGCCUCAUUUGCCUGUCAGUGGACUGAGCUACAUCACUGAGAUCUCUACAGGUUCUGCUGGGCAUGUCAAAUGACAGCAUUUCUCAAAGUCUGGACCAAUGCAAAGAUUACAGCUCCAACCACCGGCUGCACCUGGUUGGGUACAGCCUGAUCUUUGUGGCAGGUUUGAUCCUCAAUGUUAUGGCACUCUGGGUCUUCCUGCGCUACCUGCACCUCAAGUCUGUGGUGAGCAUCUAUAUGUUCAACCUAGCAGUAAGUGACCUGCUCUUCACACUCUCAUUGCCACUACGGCUCUAUUACUACUCCAGCCAGCACUGGCCUUUUGGCAAUUUCCUUUGCCAGGUGUCUGGCUCCCUCUUCCAGAUCAACAUGUAUGGCAGCUGCCUCUUCCUCAUGUGCAUCAACCUGGAUCGCUAUAUUGCCAUUGUCCACCCACUCCGCUGGCGCCAUCUUCGGCGGCCCAAGUUGGCCCGGCUGCUCUGCCUGGUGGUGUGGGUGCUUAUCCUGGUGGGAUCUGUUCCGGCUGCUGGUGUACAUAGGUCAAGUUCCUGCAUCAAAGGGAACCAGACCAUCGCUCUGUGUUUCGAAAGCUUCAGUGAUGGCCUGUGGCAGAAGGGCAUCUUCCCACUGGUCAUCCUGGCUGAAAUCCUGGGCUUCCUCUUGCCACUGACCUCUGUGACAUACUGUUCAAUUAGAAUCUUCCAGAAGCUAUGCCAGGCCAGCGAGACACAGAGCCUGCGCCAGCAGAAGACUAUACGCCUGCUCGUGGUGAAUUUGGUAAUCUUCAUCAUCUGCUUUGUGCCCUACAACACAACUCUGGCAGCCUAUGGGAUGAUAAAGGCCCACGUGAUCCAAGCUGAGCCGCCAGUUCGGGACUCCGUGCGCCAGGUGCUUAUUGUCACGGUGCUGUUGGCCAGCAUGAACUGCUCUCUGGACCCCCUAAUUUACUACUUUAGUACUGAAGGUUUCCGUAACACCUUCAAGAAGCUCCGGCGGGGCCAGGCCUGGGACUCCGACACAGGGAUGGCCAAGACUCAGGUCACAGAGACGAAAUGCUAUAGAACACGCUCCAGUGUAGAAGCAAAGCAGUACCCAGUCCAAAACUUCAUCCUCCUCAAUAAGGACUUGCCACUGGCUCCCAUCAAAAUAUUUUUGAAUGGGCCGAUCGAGGACUCUGAAAUCUAAUCCUGGACGUCAUGGGGUUGCUGAGUUAUAGGGUAGCCAUAAGAUGCCAGGAAGAUUGUGGGAGCUGACUAGAGUGUACCCUGAUCAAACUGGAGAAGCUUAGUAGAGUGGUAAGGAAAUGUGAGGAUGGUAAAGUUGGUGAUGCAAAAAUAAAUGAUGAAAAAUCUUUUACAACAAAAUGAGAAGGGUUUUAGAAACAUUGUAUUCCACUACAGGGAAACAUACAGUGGAAAAUAUGUACCUAGAAAAAAACACACACACACACAGCAAUUUUAUUUUGUUCUCUUUUACAUAGGUUCUUAUACCAUGCUCAUCAUUGCAGUAUCUGAGUGCACGUUUGUUGUAGAGGUCUCUAGAACACCAGAUAAGUUGUAGAUAGUGUUGAUGUACCCAAAACACACAUACUCCUAGGAUGUAUACUUGUUAAAGUUGUACUGAGGGUAGGAUUUUCAAAACUGGUAACUAGAUGUACAAAGGGACUUAGAUCCUCCCCCGACCUCAGCUGCCACCUAACCCCCCCCAUACACACACGCAAAAUACAGUUGGAGAACAUAAGAACAGCCAUACUGGGUCAGACCAAAGGUCCAUCUAGCCCAGUAUUGUGUCUACCGACAGUGGCCAAUGCCAGGUGCCCCAGAGGGAGUGAAGCUAACAGGUAAAGAUCAAGUGAUCUCUCUCCUGCCAUCCAUCUCCACCCUCUGACAAACAGAGGCUAGGGAGGAGGAGUGUGAUGGUGGUAGUAUCCCCUCUUAUUAAUGUGUAGCCCAGUGGCUAGAGCGCUCACCCAAAAUGUGGGAGACCUGGAUGUGGAGCAGGGACUUGAACAUGUCUCCCGGCUCCCAGGUAAGUUCCCUCACAACUGCAGUAAGUCCUUCUGAAUCUACCCUGCUGAAGUUGUUCCACUAAACACUAAAAUAAUAAUGAUGCCAGAGAGACAGUAAGACUGACUCUAUAGCCUAGUGGUUAGCACACUCACCUGAGAGUCCUGGCUCCAGUGAAUAUUUAAAUAUUUGAGUGACAUACCCUAUAGUCUAGUGUUUAGGGUACUCGGCUGGGAGAUGGGAAACCUGUAUUCAAGUCCCUGCUCCCCAUCAGACAAAGUGGGAAUUUGAACUCAUGUCCCUGUAUCUUGGGUGAGUGCCCUAACCACUAGACCAUAGACUAUAAAAUGACCACAGUUCAUUAAUACACUUUGAUUUACUCCUCUUUGAAAAAGGAGUAGAACAAAGUCCAUUAACCAACUUUUAAUGGGAGUCAGCAGGGUCCACAAAGAUAGUUAAUCUGUGGCAAUCUAAUGCAGGCUAGCUUCACCUCCCACCUGGCUGUGAACUAAAUGAUUGUGCAGAGAAGCCCUUUGUGAAAGAACAUGGAGUCAGUGUAGAUGUAUAUAGUGCAUAUAUGUGCAUGCACACACUCAGUAUGUGCAAUAGUUAUACAUUUACUCAGAACAUACCUGAACCUUUUAGAGGCUGUAAAUGUAUGCAGAUACCAGAGAGAAUGUGUACUGAUUGUAGGUAUACAUGGAACAUAGUGAGCCUGGUUCUCAUUUUGACUGAGUGUAAGUCUUCUCUUUGAGGAGGUGGUGAAAAUGCCAGCAUGAGGAGACAUACCCAGGCUUGCUCUGAUGGAGCUAGUAUGCUAAAAAUAGAGGGUAGCCAUAGCAGCACGAUGGGCUACGUGCCCCAAGAUGUGCCUAGCAUCUCAGAUGGGAUUGUACUCAGAUAGCUAGUCCCUCCCAACACUCGUGCCACUGUGUCUACACUUGAUCUUUAGCACUCUAGCUCAACUAGAGCUAGUCCAGAUAUCUCUCCUUAAGAUGGAAUUUACACCCCCAGCUCAAAGUGUAGACAUACCUGUAGGCCUCUAUACAGUACUCAGACUAUGUAAAAGGCCCUUAAUAUUGUGUGACUAUUAUUUACACCCCACUUUAAGGUCCUUUUACACUGCCUGAGUGAUGUAAAGUGGCCUUAGUGUAAAUCAGAAUCAGUCCCAGAGUGUAAUACAUACAAAAGUGUGUACUUAUUCUAGGUGUACAUAGGACACACUUACCAGAAGAGGUACUGGAAUAUACCUCAUGUGUGUAAUGGUCAUGGAUGAAUACUCACUGUACAAUAGUUUGUUGAUGUAUCUGGAAACACAGAAUGCAUAAUGGUCAAAUGUGCUUGUUAAUAUCUGAUUUAUUCUAUGUUCCAUCACCCUGUGAAGAAUGUGCAGACCUUAAUGUUUUACAUUGUAUUGGUGCUCAUCACAUUUAGCUAAAUGAUGAUUGAUUUUGAUGCCUUGCAACAGGCAGAUUUUCAGUGUUGGGGAGAAAGUGAUGUCAUGGAAUCCUGUUAUGGUGUAAUGUU
This is a messenger RNA of Gopherus flavomarginatus (Mexican gopher tortoise), 4095 nucleotides long. RefSeq names its product lysophosphatidic acid receptor 5 (gene LPAR5). Gene Ontology annotation, molecular function: G protein-coupled receptor activity. The record is from RefSeq and is a predicted model, not a curated record. The transcript has 3 exons. The coding region runs from base 626 to 1747 and encodes 373 amino acids. Gene Ontology annotation, biological process: G protein-coupled receptor signaling pathway; behavioral response to pain. Lineage: Eukaryota; Metazoa; Chordata; Testudines; Testudinidae. Gene Ontology annotation, cellular component: membrane.